AUGACCACCCUCUCUCCCGAAAACAGUCUCUCUGCCAGGCAGUCGGCCUCCUUCAUCCUGGGCCUGCACCCCACGGUGAGGACAGAAGCCUGGAAGUUCCUCACGGGCUACUACUCGUGGCAGAGUUCCCAGGAUGAGCGGCUCACGGUGGAUAGCACAAGGAGGAAGAAUUAUGAGGCCUUAUGCCAGAUGUACCAAAAGAUUCAGCCCCUUCUGGAAAACCUGCACCGGAACUUCAUAGAGACUCGGAACAAUAUCACAUACGACAUUAAAAAACUCUAUGACAAAGACCCCCUGGGCAACGUCCUCAUCGAUAAGAAGAGGCUGGAGAAGAUCCUGCUCCUGAGUUAUGUCUGCAACACUCAAGCAGAGUACCAGCAGGGCUUCCAUGAGAUGGUGAUGAUUUUCCAGCUGAUGGUAGAACAUGACCAUGAGACCUUCUGGCUUUUCCAGUUCUUCCUACAGAAAACGGAGCACAGCUGUGUCAUCAACAUCGGGGUAGGCAAGAACCUCGACAUGCUCAACACCCUGAUCAACUUCCUGGAUCCCGUGUUCGCUGAGCACUUAAAAGGGAAGGGUGCGGGGGCUGUGCCAUCCCUCUUCCCCUGGUUCUGCCUCUGCUUUCAACGUGCCUUCAAGACCUUCGACGACGUCUGGAGGCUCUGGGAGGUGCUGCUCACAGGGAAACCCUGCAGGAACUUCCAGGUGCUGGUGGCCUACAGCAUGCUGCAGAUGGUGCGCCAGCAGGUGCUACAGGAAAGCAUGACGGGCGACGACAUCCUCCUGGCCUGCAACAACCUCAUUGACCUCGAUGCCGACGAGCUGAUCUCCGCUGCCUGCAUAGUUUACGCUGAGCUCAUCCAGAAGGAUGUUCCUCAGUCGUUAAAGGAUUUCUUUCUCUGA
Dama dama (fallow deer) is the source of this 903-nucleotide messenger RNA. It is a transcript of the gene TBC1D21, whose product is annotated as TBC1 domain family member 21. Gene Ontology annotation, molecular function: GTPase activator activity. Gene Ontology annotation, biological process: activation of GTPase activity. The transcript has 10 exons. Bases 1 to 903 code for a protein of 300 amino acids. The record is from RefSeq and is a predicted model, not a curated record. Lineage: Eukaryota; Metazoa; Chordata; Mammalia; Artiodactyla; Cervidae.